UCCCCAUAAAUAUAUAUUCCGUACAUUCUUCUUCUAUAAAAACAAUUUCACUAUUCUAUCUUGAAUAUCUUUUGUGGUCUUCAUUUGGAUUUCAAAAAUUCCAAGUUCUGAUUUAUAAUUUGUAUAUGAUCAACACUCUCAUGUUUGAAGUUAUAUCUAUAAUUCUAGUCAUCCUCUUUUCCUUCUUAUUCAUUUAUUAUAAAAUCACUAAAAACAUUGUUAGUACUCCACCUCAAGCAAGUGGCGCAUGGCCUAUAAUAGGACACUUAAAACUUUUUGGUGAUUCAACUAAUCUUCCUCAUGUAGCCUUGGCAUCCAUGGCUGACCGAUAUGGCCCGAUCUUCGUGGCCCGGCUUGGCAUACGUAGAGUUUUAGUGGUGAGCAGCUCGGAUAUAGCCAAGGAAAUCUUCACAACCCAUGAUGUAAUUGUUUCCAACCGUCCCAAAUACCUUGCCGCGAAGAUUAUGGGACUCAACUAUGCUUCUUUUUCAUUCACUCCAUACGGACCUUAUUGGCGUGGAAUACGUAAAAUAGUCUCUUUAGAGGUGUUGUCUAGUAGUCGGCUCGAGAAGCUUAAGUAUGUUAGAGAUUUUGAGCUAGAAAACUCUAUUAAAAGCAUAUAUGAGCUAUGGAAGGAGAAGAGAGAUGGAAAGGGGAAAGUGUUGGUGGAGAUGAGGAAAUGGUUUUGGGAUUUGAGUAUGAAUAUAAUGCUUAGAAUCGUGGCUGGAAAACGGUACACUGGAGGUGUUGAUAGUGAAUUAUUAAGACAAUGGUUUCAUUACACGGGACGAUUUGUGUUGGCAGAUGCUUUUCCUUUUCUAGGUUGGUUAGAUUUAGGUGGUGUUGAGAAGUCCAUGAAAAGAGUUGCCUUUGAACUCGAUUCCAUGGUCACGAUAUGGUUAGAUGAGCAUCGAAAGAGAAGGGCUUCUUCUAGUGAGUCUACAAAGGAAAAUGACUUCAUCGAUGUGAUGAUGUUGGCAUUAGAAGAUCAGAAAUUGGAAGGUUAUGAUGCGGAUACCGCUAUCAAAGCCACCUCCAUGACCCUUAUCAUGGGAGGCGUAGAUACAAUUACUGUCAUGCUUACUUGGAUACUCUCGCUACUACUCAACAAUCGCCGCACUCUCAAACUAGCUAUAGAUGAACUAGAUGCGCAAGUGGGGAAACGUAGACAAGUAGAUGAGUCAGAUAUACAAAAUCUUGUAUACCUCCAAGCUAUAAUAAAAGAAACAUUGCGACUCUACCCGGCUGCAUUCUUAGGCGGUCCAAGAGCCUUUUCAGAAGAUUGCACCGUAGCCGGCUACCAUGUCCCAAAAGGCACUUGGUUAUUAAUCAACAUAUGGAAGCUCCACCGUGAUCCAAACAUAUGGUCGGACCCAAAUGAUUUUAAACCCGAGAGGUUUCUAACCCCAAACCAUAGGGAUGUGGAUGUUAAAGGGGCCGAUUUUGAGUUGAUCCCUUUUGGUGCUGGAAGAAGGUCUUGUCCUGGGAUAGGUUUCUCGCUUCAAAUGUUACCGAUAAUUUUAGCCACUUUGCUACAAAAUUUUGAGAUGUCGACUAUAAACGAUGAACCAGUUGAUAUGACCGCGAGCGUUGGGAUGACCAAUGCUAAGGCAACUCCACUUGAAGUCCUAGUUUCCCCACGCUUAUCACAAACAUAAAUGGAAGUUCGUAUUUUGGAUUAUUCGUGUGUGUAUCAUAUCUUUUCUUAUAAUAACUAUUGUAUCAGUGUAUCCAGUUCUAAUAUAUUUACUUUCUGUAAAAGUAUAUAUAGUGCAUAUAUAUAUGAAUAUGUUUGAUCUUUUCCAUCCA
Erigeron canadensis is the source of this 1809-nucleotide messenger RNA. Its product is annotated as cytochrome P450 CYP82D47-like. The record is from RefSeq and is a predicted model, not a curated record. Gene Ontology annotation, molecular function: monooxygenase activity; oxidoreductase activity, acting on paired donors, with incorporation or reduction of molecular oxygen; heme binding. The transcript has 2 exons. Lineage: Eukaryota; Viridiplantae; Streptophyta; Magnoliopsida; Asterales; Asteraceae. Gene Ontology annotation, biological process: defense response to other organism. Bases 126 to 1658 code for a protein of 510 amino acids.